CUUUAUGCUGUCACAGAAUAAAAUGUCUCCCUUCCGGAUGGGUUCACUCGUAUUCGUCGCUAUCACCAUGUUGAGUGUCUGUCAAACGUGGUGCACAAUUAUAACGGAUGAGGAUGGCAUGCGUCUACCUAAGAACGUUCUUCCCGUCUCUUACAACAUCCAGCUUCUUCCCAUCAUCGAGGAAGGCAAUUUUACUACUCCUGGAUUUGUAGAGAUUGUCGUUGACUGCAUUGAAACUACGUCGGCCAUAUCGAUGAAUAGUGCCGAGAUCAGCAUCGAUGAAUCUUCAAUAACGAUUAGUGAUUUAGCCUCACAAGAAUCUAUAGGAGUGACGAGUUUAAUUGUUGAAAAUGAUCGACAGAUAAUUACCAUCGAACUAGACAGUCAAUUGAUUUCUGGUAGACAGUACAAGAUCUCCAUGAAUUUUGUGGCGGUGCUCAACGACGAACUACGUGGGUUUUAUCGAUCAACUUACGAGGAAAACGGAGAAACUAAGUACCUGGCCGUCACGCAGUUUUCCGCUCCCGAUGCGCGACGUUCGUUUCCGUGUUUUGACGAACCCAACAUGAAAGCUGUGUUCACCAUUAAACUUGGUCGCAAACUCUCCAUGUCAUCAAAUAGUAACAUGCCCAAGAUCAAAACCGAACCCAUACAAGGAAUGGCGGACUACGUUUGGGAUUACUAUCAAACAACAGUGAAAAUGUCUUCGUACUUGGUUGGAAUGAUGGUUUCGGAAUUCACUGGCGUUCCUUCUGAAUCAGAGCUCAACAGAGUCCCAUUUACCAUCUGGACGCGACCUAGUCUCACCAAUUUAACCACAUAUGCUGGAAACAUUGCACCUCGGAUAUUGAAAUAUUUUGAAUACUUCACACAAAUUGACUAUCCACUACCGAAAGUCGACAUAGCGGCCAUUCCCGACUUUGCUGCCGGUGCAAUGGAAAACUGGGGGCACAUAAAUUUCAGGGAAGCUGAUCUUCUUAUUGAUGAACAAAGAUCAUCUGAAGUAGCGAAACAAAGAGUGGCUGAAGUCACUGGUCACGAAUUGGGGCAUAUGUGGUUCGGCAAUCUAGUGACACACGACUGGUGGAGUUUAGUCUGGCUCAAGGAAGGAUUCGCUCGCUACGUGCAAUAUAUUGGAACGGAUUCGGUUGAACCUGGUUUCCAAAUGGACGAACAGUUUGGUGUAGCGACCUUGCAGUCCGUUUUCCGAGUCGACAGUUUGGAAUCUUCACGUCCUUUAGAUUUUGAUGUGAACAAUUCAGCUUCGUUGAAUACGCUGUUUGAUGUCGUAGUCUACGACAAAGGCGCUUCUAUUGUUCGAAUGAUGGCCAAUUUUUUGGGGCCGGAAACCUUCCGACGCUCAAUGACGCGCUACCUUCAUAGUCGAGCUUAUGCCAAUGCCGUACAAGAUGACCUUUGGCGAGCUGUUCAAGAACAAAUCGAAAUUGAUGGUUUGGUCCUACCUGCAACUGUGAAAACAAUCAUGGACCCGUGGACUAAUAAAAUGGGCUAUCCUUUAAUUACCGUUACGAGAAAUUACGGUGGAACUUCAGGCGGUACAAUCUCUCAGAGUCGUUUCCUGUUGCGGAAAAGCACUAAUUCAACCGAAUCGAUCGUUUAUCGUUGGUGGGUUCCAUUAACCUUCACCGCUGACUUUAGCCAACCCCAAAAAUCAAUUUGGAUAUCCGACAAGGAGGAUAGCAUCAUAUUACCCGAUCUCUCUGUCACAGACGAUGAAUGGGUCCUUUUCAAUGUUGGCCAAGUCGGAUACUAUCGAGUGUCUUAUGACGACACUAACUACGGUUUGAUUCUCCAGCAACUGGCCACAGACCACACGAUGAUUUCAGCUAAAAAUCGAGCACAGUUAUUGGACGACACGUUAACUAUUGCUCGGGCCAAUAUCGUCCCGUAUGAUAAAGCAUUAGAUUUAACUAAAUACCUUGCGCUGGAACGUGAUUAUGCACCUUGGACAGCAGCUACCAACGCUCUUGACUUUAUUGACAUAAUGCUUUAUGGUUAUCCAGAUUUCAACGAAUGGAAGGAUUACAUGAGUGAUUUAGUGAUCCCUCUAUACCAAUACGUAGGAUUCGAUGAGGACGCCCGCGACACUCAUUUACUCAUCUAUACACGCACGCACGCAAUUCAUUGGGCUUGCACCAAACUCGAGAUAAACGAUUGCGUACAACAUGCGAACCAAGUCUAUGCUUCAUGGAUGACAAGUGUUAUCACUGAAAAUGAUAUUUCACCGAAUUUACUGAGACUGAUAUCUUGCUCUGCCAUCGCCAAUGGCAGUGAUCCCGAAUGGAAUUUCGGCUACCAAAAAUACCUCGCUUCAACUCUGGCCAAUGAAAAAAUUGAUUUACUCAAAGCUAUGACCUGCACGAAAGAAACUGACAUCAUUUACCAUAUGUUGGAGAUGAUGAUUAAUGAAAAUUCGGGAAUCCGCUUACAAGAUGCCAAUACGUUAUUUAGCAGCAUCGCAGCCAACCCAGUUGGCCAUGGAGUGGCUCUCGAUUUCCUGGCCACGCGUUGGGAUGAAGUCAAUGCUUAUUUCAGUGGUUAUGUUGGAUUUGGUGGAUCAAGCAUGCCAGGAUUGUUUCGUUCCCUCUGCGACCGCGUCAACACUAACGAACAAUUAGCUGAGCUAACUAAAAUACGUGAUGAUCACCUCGAUGUUUUGGGGUCUUCCAAGACAGUCAAUCAGGGUUUGGAAUUGGCGCAAUCCAACGUGCAAUGGGUCGAACAGCACUACUCUGAAGUCAUCACAUGGUUGAAGAAUCAAAAGAUGUCUUCAGCUUCGACGACAAUCAGCACAAACAAUGCCAUGAUGGUUAUGUUAGUUCUCUGGGGUGUUCUAAGUAUGUUCCUCAAACCGUGAUCGCAGAUUGCUGUCCAAUGAUUAUUAACUAACACAUGUGCAGUACCGAUCUAGAUAAUAGAACGCAAAAUACUCUGGAAGGGGCGAACGCGGUGAGGAUUGUUUAAUACAGUAAUAAACUAAA
Daphnia carinata is the source of this 3002-nucleotide messenger RNA. RefSeq names its product aminopeptidase N-like. Gene Ontology annotation, molecular function: metalloaminopeptidase activity; zinc ion binding; peptide binding. The coding region runs from base 5 to 2878 and encodes 957 amino acids. Lineage: Eukaryota; Metazoa; Arthropoda; Branchiopoda; Diplostraca; Daphniidae. The record is from RefSeq and is a predicted model, not a curated record. Gene Ontology annotation, biological process: proteolysis; peptide catabolic process. The transcript is spliced from 16 exons. Gene Ontology annotation, cellular component: cytoplasm.